ACCCUGGAACCAAGCCAACAAUGCGCAAUUAGCCGUCUGUGCCGUAAAUCAAACUGGUCGGCCACAAUGGGAAAUCAAUCAAUCGACAGCGACAUCAACAUCGACCCGUUCGUCGGACUAGACUUAGUCAAGAAUUAUUAUUUAGCUGGCAAUCAAAUAUGUUGUCAUCUCCGGAUCGUGACCAGGUCCCAGUCCGUAGACCAAAGCCCUUGCCUUCUUGGGCUUCCGCUUGCCCAACACGUCUCGCGUGCAUUCACCUCCAAUGGGCAGAGCAUAAAUAUUAAACGAUGUGGAUACGAAAACAAUCGCGGGGAGAAGGAGACAAUGGCGGUGCCACCCACUUUUGGCCAGAGAUGGCGAGACGUCGUCGAUUGGGAAAAUCUUUUGCAUGCUUCAUUCAACAAUGUUGCCCCCGGCGUUGCUUCAUUCAUGACUUGGGAACUCGGAGCAGCAACAGCAACAGCCGCAGCAGACUGCAAUUGCGAUUUGCAAUUGCCACUGCGGUCAAGGUCGUCCUUCAUUGUUUGGGCACGGCACUAGGUACUGGGUAGCAAGUACCCCCGGCAGACGGAAGUGAUCAAGAAUAAUGGAAUGCGGAGACCGAGUCGUCUACCCAAAUGGCUAUCAUAGUGUUUUAAAGUUUUAGUAUAUUAAGCAAAAGCUGUGCUCCUCUGAAUAAAAGAUCUCGUGAAAGACCUAGUUUCACGCCCAUUAAAACUAAUGACCAUCGAGCUGGUCACCGAGCCUUGGCCCAAUAUACCCCUUAAGCCAGAGGUCUCCACAAAAGUCGUGCACUUUGGAUAUUCUUUCGAUAAGAGCUUGCAUUGGAAAUGAUCUGGCAGAGAUCUCAGCUGUCUGGAAGCUUAAUUAAAAUGCCAAAACGCUGCCAAACGUGCAAUUGUUCGUAAUUUGUGUAUAAUGCUGGCGCAUGUGCGAUUCCCACGGGGCCAGUGGCAUCCUAGCAUUUGGCCAGCUUCUGAACGAGCUUAGGUAAUAGUGCCCCUUCUGGGGGCUGCAGGCCAUUUGAUCUGGCAGUGAAAGUGUUAUACGAUAUGCCUACCGUGUACGAGAGGGGCACUUGGUGAUUGUGGAACGCGUCGAGGGUCUCGUGUUGCACGCUGCUUGUGGAUCGCGUUGCUGCCCCACUUCGGUUACCCAACGAGCCUGGGAUCUUAGAAUUUCGACUGCGCUGGCAAUUAUAGCCGAUAUCGUUAGUUUCCACGCCCACUCCACCUCACUUCCCCCACUGCAAUCCUCCGCCUAGUCCUCCUCCGCCGGAUGAGCGGAUGGAUGACCUUUUGGCUCCGCAGCAUAAACAAUAUUCGGUUUCAAGUCCUCAACCCGUCAUGCAUUCAAUUCAGCUGCAACAAUCGCUGCUGCUGCUGCUGCUGCCGCCGUUAUUGUCAGUUUGCAUAAUUGCAACUGUAGCAGCAACUGGCAACAAUAAGCUAAGCCGGGUGACUAUAAAAGCGCCGGGCCACUGGCAGCCAUCAACAAACCUCGCCUGGCGCCCAACCCAUCAAGUCAACCAGCCAACAGCCACCAGCAACAUCUGCAGCAGCAACAUGAAGUUCUUGUGCGUGUUCGUCAUCCUGUCCAUUUGCUUCAUGAGCACCUGGGCAGCAGUUUCGGAGCCCGCACCUGAAGCCCUGGAGGCGGAGCCAUCCGCCGUGGAUGAGAAGAAGACAGAGAAGAGAGGCAUUUACGGGUUCGGCCACGGCUAUGGCGGAUACGGCGGAUACGGUGCCUAUGGACACGGUCACUACGGCGGCUACGGCGGACUGAGCAGUCCCUACUACGGCGGCUAUGGAUACGUCCAUGCGGCGCCCUACUACGGCGGACACCACGGCUACUAUCCGUACCACCAUGGCCACUACGGCUUCUACUAGGACCACCACCUAUCCCCAUGAUCGUAAUGCAUACUGCUUUUUUUUUCUCGAUCGCUCCAUGCUCAUCACUGCACCAUCAUUUGUAUAUGUACAUAUAUGUACUGGUUUUCCCCAAUCAUUCACCGCAAUAUAAAUGUACUGCAAAUAUCUAAUACAUA
Molecule: messenger RNA, 2047 nt
Organism: Drosophila sechellia
Lineage: Eukaryota; Metazoa; Arthropoda; Insecta; Diptera; Drosophilidae
Exons: 2
Coding region: 1287-1889 (200 amino acids)
Source: RefSeq, a predicted model, not a curated record